Messenger RNA from Carassius gibelio (silver crucian carp), 1352 nucleotides. RefSeq names its product cannabinoid receptor 2-like. Gene Ontology annotation, biological process: cannabinoid signaling pathway. Bases 91 to 1035 code for a protein of 314 amino acids. Lineage: Eukaryota; Metazoa; Chordata; Actinopteri; Cypriniformes; Cyprinidae. The transcript has a single exon. Gene Ontology annotation, cellular component: membrane. Gene Ontology annotation, molecular function: cannabinoid receptor activity. The record is from RefSeq and is a predicted model, not a curated record.
UCUUAUGAUUGGUUUUGUGGGCCAUGGUUACAAUUGUGAAAAUCUAUAAUGAUAUAAUAUACUGUAUUUUCACAGACUUCCAUCAUUAAAAUGAUGAAUAUUUCCUGCAAAAAUGUCUACACUGUGCUGAACAGCACAGAGAAGGUGGCCAUUGGCACCAUCUGUCUGGUGAUCGCACCUCUCAGUCUCCUGGUCAAUGUGCUCGUUCUGGUUGUCAUAGUAUGCUCUAGGAACCUGCGGCGACAUCCGUCGUACCUGUUUAUGGGCAGCUUGGCAUUGGCUGACACAAUUGCUUGUUGCUGUUACACCAUCAGCUUCCUGGAUUUCCACCUUUUUAAACCGGAAGACUCCUUUCACAAAACAGCUUAUCUGUUUAAGCUGGGUGGCGUGACCAUGGCGUUUACAGGAUCUGUUGGAAGCCUGCUAGUGAUGGCAGCUGACCGCUAUCAUGCCAUUUACAAGGUUUCCACCUACAAGGUGCUGCUGACAUGUAAAAGAGCCUUGGUGUGUAUUGGGACAUUAUGGGUCGUGGCUGCCCUCAUUUCCUUCCUUCCUCUGAUGGGCUGGAGUUGUCAGACUUGUCAAUCAUGCUCCAAACUCUUUCCUUAUGUGGAUCGUUACUAUCUAGCAUUCUUUGCUAGUCUUGUGUUGGUGGUGAUCAUCCUCAUACUGCUAGCUUAUGCUCUGAUUGUGUGGUUGGCCCACAAACAUGAAGCCAACAUGUCCGCUGAACAUCCAGAGGGAGCACGCAUGCGUUUGGACAUCCAUUUGGCAAAGACUUUUGGAUGCGUUAUGUUGAUUCUGUUAGUGUGUUGGCUGCCUGUCCUUUCCUUCAUGAUGACAGAUGUAGUUCUGACAGAGCUUUCAAAACCACAAAAAAGGGCAUUUGCUUUCUGCAGUACUCUAUGUCUGCUGAACUCGGGAAUCAACCCAUUGCUGUACACCCUGCGCUGUCGUGAGCUACGUGUAGCGCUUAUAUCAUUGUUAGAGGGUUUGAGGAGAUGCAAGGGUUGUAGUUCACCAGCUAGUAACUAAGGCCAUGUCCACACAAACGUGGGUAUUUUCAAAACGCAGCUUUUUCAAUGCCGUUUGCCUGUUUGUCCACAUGCAGAUGCAUCACAUUUUUUUAAAACUGCCAGGGUGGAUGGAGAUUUUAUUUAUUUUUAAACGGAAGGAAAAACUCUGUUUAUAAAAUAACCCGUGUUGGAUUGGACAUGGCCUAAUACUAAUCUGUUUAAUUUAACAACAUCUGGCUAACGAACAUAAGUGUUAGCUCCUCCUAGUGUUGCUUUCUGAACAACAACAGAGUUGUCAACACAUUCUCUGUUUUCAGUUAUCAUUUCUUACUUACA